AUGUUUUCUAAUGAAGUGGUAGAUGAUUUUGAUGGAGGAGGCGGGAAGCUUGCGGGUUUCUGGCGUUUAAAUCCGUUAUCCACUCCUUCGUCCUCUAGAUCAGUUCUCGAUCAAGCUGAGGCACAAUACCAGGACUGGAUUUUGGAUGCCCCCGAUCUACCGAAGGCCUUCAGGAGCUUGACGGGAUUAGCUAUAGUUUGGCUUAAGAAGGUCCUAGAGGCAUAA
Molecule: messenger RNA, 225 nt
Organism: Trichoderma harzianum CBS 226.95
Lineage: Eukaryota; Fungi; Ascomycota; Sordariomycetes; Hypocreales; Hypocreaceae
Exons: 2
Coding region: 1-225 (74 amino acids)
Source: RefSeq, a predicted model, not a curated record